AUGUUCUCGCUGGACAACAUUCCCGAGGCCAGCCGAUGGCUGGAAGGUGGCGUGGAGAUGGUAGCACUCUUCCCCCCGCUACCCGCAGCCUUGACACCUGAGCAGAAGACGGAGCUCAUGCACGAGAUGCUGCGGCUGGUACUAGGGCCUCUCAUGCGGGCAUCAUCAGUCGAGAGCCAGUGCGAGGCCGUCAUGGCAGUGACGCCACCGUCUCUUCUCCGGCAUCCGGACCCAUCGGCAUACUUUGGGACGGUGUCCCAGUACGCCGCAUGGGAGCACCAAGCCAUGAUGCAGAUUGUCCCGCUGGUCGCUCACCUGCCUGGCCACGAGGACAUUGCCCGCGUGGUCAUCCUCUUCAACGAGUGGUACCGCGCGUAUUUCCGCGUGGCUUAUCACACGGAGGCGUCUCUUCAAGAUGCAACGAGGAAGACCAUUGUGCAGCCACAGGUUCUCAUACCACUGCAUCAGACGCCCCUGCCUCUAAUGCCCUUUCCUCCCCCGCGCUGGACUUUCAUGCAAGUGACUCUCUUGCUACGCACUCUGCUGCCCCUCCGCCCUCCGCAUAUCAUGCCCCAGCCUUAUCUGCUCCGCAGUAUCACGCCCUUGCAGCAUCUGCUCCUCCCAGCUAAUGCACAUGCCCCUCAUGCCACUGCCCCGCAUUGCCAUACAUCUUACGCGUUGCUGUACGAUGCUGCGCAGGCUGGUCGCGGAGCUGAAGCUCGUCUUCCCCAAGCAGUCGUCGCAGUGGCGGCUGCCGAAGUUGCAGUCAACUCAUGUGGUCAUGUUCCGUUCUCAGUUACGCUCUUUUCCAUUCCCCCCAUUGGCGAGUGGGCACAGGCGGUGAAGCACAACACAUCGGUGCUGACCCGACGUUCACGGCGCAUGGCGGUGGGGGAUGCGCAGGACCCGGUAUGGGCGGAAUACGGCGCCGCGCUGGGCAGCGCGGUGAUGGAUGGGAUCGCACGUGUGAUGCAGCGCGUGGGGAUCACUGCGUCAGGCGUGCAGGUGAUGCCUCGAUGGCAUGAGUGGGUGGAAGGGGGCCUAACCGGGCAUGGGAUUUCUGGGGUACAAGGUGGGCACAUGGUGAAGGCAGCGCCGGGUGAAGGGAAGUUCAGCUACGUGUCGAUUGAUGGGGCGGAAGGCGAGUGGUAUGCACGGUGCCUCAUGCUCUUCCAUUUCAUGGACGACGAGGCCCAGAUUCACAGGCGCGCCGUGGUGCGGUACUUCGACGAGCAUCCCACUCCAUGCCCCGUGACGGGAUGCAUGAGGCUCUUGCCAACGGAGGGAGAGGAUGAGUAUGUCGUUGUCGAGGUGGAGAGCAUUCUGUCCCUUGCCCACAUUGUCCCGUGUUUCACAGAGGCCCGGUUCUCUUUGGUGAAUCGGUUCCUGUUUGAUGAGUGA
Molecule: messenger RNA, 1401 nt
Organism: Closterium sp. Naga37s-1
Lineage: Eukaryota; Viridiplantae; Streptophyta; Zygnematophyceae; Desmidiales; Closteriaceae
Source: the annotation of a GenBank genome assembly